UCCGCUCUCCAGUAUUUACGGUAAUCGGCGUCAUGCUACCGGAAAGGCCAUUGUGUUGUCGCUUCUCGUGAGCUCGCCCGUCGAUCGUGUCGCGCUGUUCUCCAACGUUGUUCUCGGCCGCGGCAGCGUGAAACAUGUCUGCAAACAUGCCGCCGGGCAGCCUGAACCUGGAGUCGCAGCUCCUGUCCAUCAUGGACGUGCUGGUGAAGGCGGCGGUGGCGGAAAUCAGCCAGCUCUUCUCGGAGAGCUCGGCGUCUCUCCGCCUGCAUUUAACCCAGAGCCUGAAGGAAAACGAAGCCCUGAGGAUGAGGAUGAAGGUGAUGAGGAGCGAGCUCUUCUCCCUCCGGCUGCAGACCAGGACGAACCGACCGGCGAGCCGCUUCUCUCCGAUCAGAGGGAAUAUCCCCAAACCGCGGGCGAAAUCGCAAAUUGUCAUUAAGCCACCAGUGGCUCAAAAGGCUGCUGGGGAAGCCGUUUCUAUUUCUCUACAGUCAGAGAACAAGAUGUCGUCCUCCGUCCCUCAGGCGCAGUGCGCAGACGUGGAGAGUCCGGAUGUCAUCCUGAUCAAAGAUGAAGACGACAUUGGAGGAUGCGUGCCAGUUGUGGGUCAAGAUGACUUUGGAAGCCACAGUGCGCAGGGCGGUGUUGCCACAGGGACUCAGAAUUUACUGCCUGCUGGUUCCUCCUGCCUGACAGGAGAUAAUGAGGAGCUGAGAAUCGUGAGUGUUCACGGCCGAGGAGAAGGGCCUCUGCAGGAGGAGGGCGACACCCUCUUCACUGCUUCUGAACUUCAGGCUUUUAGCUCUCUGUCUCCAGAACACAGCAUCACCCAUGACAGUCUCCUCAGUUUCACCACUGGUGUCAAUGACAGAGCACCAGUGAGAGUGAUGCAGGAUAACAAUGUUGGACUGGGGAGUAACAGCCAGCUGGAAAGAAAUCAUUCCACUCAAAUGGCUUCAACGACAUUGAAUUCUGCAAUGAAAACAACAAUAGUAGGAGCUGAUGGUCAAGUGGGGCACCCCAGUCACAUCAGCCACUUCCCUCAGCAGCAGAACGUGUUCCCUCACGCGGUCAACAAAUCCCUGGACUGCAGCUUCUGCGGCGAGCGCUUCCUCAGCCGCGAAGACCUGAUUGUUCACCGGGCAAGUCACACCGGAGAGUCGCCCGUUCCGUGCUCCUUGUGCGGCAAGUCAUUCGUCAACAAGACCACGCUGAGCAUCCACAUGCGCAUUCACACCGGUGAGAAGCCGUACGCUUGCCCCCAGUGCGGGAAGCGCUUCACGCAGAACGGCAGCCUGAAGAUCCACCUGAGGACUCACUCCGGAGAGAAGCCGUACACCUGCAAUCAGUGCACUGCCAGCUUUAACAACCCCAGCAACCUGCGCAGACACAUGAUCACACACAACACCAACGGGGUGCUCUGAACAUAAAUGAUGAAACGACUUAGAGGGUUUUAACGUGGCGUUUUUACAUUUUUUUUUAGUAUGUUACUGACACUUGUGCCACAAUGUAUAUUUUGGGGAAAUGUGUUUGUCAUGGGUCAAAUGUACUUAAUAACCUACAGGUAAUCGGUGUAUAUCUGGACAACUUAGCACUAAAAUCAAUGGACUGUUGUGGCUCUAAAUAAGGACCCGAGCAUGCAUGAUCUCUGUUCAGUGAGAUGACACUUUUUGCAUUCUUUUUAAUUCUAGGAAAACCAGCAAUAGGAAAACAACCUUCAAAAAUAAAAUGCCUUUUUUGGUUUUCCUUCCUGGCCAGGGAGAAUGGAAGAGUGAAUUUUUAUACUGUUUGAAAAUCAGUCAAACUUUGACGCCUCACAUCAGCUCAAGUUCAUCAUUUAAGGUGACUGUAUCUUAAUGCUGCUUGAGUAACUUUUUUUUUUUUUUUUUUUACCGUGACUUUACCUACUCUGCAUUACACAGCUCUAGUGCAGCACUGGACUCCUACCUGAACGGCUGAGUGUGCAACGGAUACUAAAGUGAACAGAAACAUGGUGGACAGUGAGAUUGGAAAAAAAAAAGGAAACUUAGUACAGCUGUGGAUGAGCAAUAUGGAUACAUUUUCUAUCGCUGUAUGUGGUUUUAUAUUGUGAUAUUGAUAUAAUUGUGAUACAGUACAUUUUCGUUUUAAAACGCAAGAAAGCGAGUUCAUCUAUAAUGUUUAGAAACUGUUUUAAUGUUUAUAAAAAUAACCAAACAGGAAUUAGAGUUGGACUAAUUCAAUUUACUAAAUGAUUUACAAAUGAAGGUAUCACAUUGAUGCAACAGUCAUGUCAGUCCAAUUCUGGCUUAAAGCAGUUCUGCUCAUUGUUUUGCCCUCACUGGCCUUAUAUGUAUAUUAAAGAGAUCCCAAUCCAGUUAUGAUAUGGUUGAAAAAUUUCUAUUAUAUCACGGUAUGUACUAUCACAUCACCAAACCCCAUUUACAAUAGGCAAUGUUAUAGAGAGGUCCAAUGAAAAGUGUGACUGUGACUGUUUUAAAAGUUUGCAGAGCUACACGCAGUUCAGUAGUUUUUCCUUUCACAUAGCUGACACAAAUUCCCAGACAAACAGACUAAACUUCAGACUUGGACUUAUCAGUCUGAACAUUAUAACUAAUUAGAAUGCGUGGCUUGUUUUAUAUGAUCGCCAUACCUAGCAUAAGGAGAGAUUCAUUUCCCCCUCCUUCAUUUUAUGUGUAUGUGCAUAUGUUUCAUUUAAAAACAAACUACCUCCACUCUUGUCUCUGUUGUGGCUCUCUUUUUCCUCCCUUUAUACUUCC
Molecule: messenger RNA, 2759 nt
Organism: Xiphias gladius (swordfish)
Lineage: Eukaryota; Metazoa; Chordata; Actinopteri; Istiophoriformes; Xiphiidae
Product: zinc finger protein 8-like
Exons: 4
Coding region: 135-1424 (429 amino acids)
Biological process (GO): regulation of transcription by RNA polymerase II
Molecular function (GO): RNA polymerase II cis-regulatory region sequence-specific DNA binding; DNA-binding transcription factor activity
Source: RefSeq, a predicted model, not a curated record